GGGGCCCCAUGAUCCCCUAUUGCCUGGGGGCCCCAUGAGUUGUCAGUCCGCCCCUGGUCACAUGUCAUCAGUGCCACCUGUCAGUGCCCAUCAGUGCCACAUCAAUGCCACAUAUCAGUGCCUACCAGUGCCCAUCAAUGCCACAUAUCAGUGCUCAUCUGAGCUGCCUUUCAGUGUCACCUAUAAGUGCCAGUCAGUGCCACUUAUCAAUGCCAGUCAGUGCCACCUAUCGGUGCUGCCAAUCAGUGCCACCUGUCAGUGCCAGUCAGUGUCGACUAUCAGUGCCGUCUAUCAGUGCCCGUCAGUGCUGCCUAUUAGCGCCACCUAACAGUGCCAGUCAGUGCCGCCUAUCAGUGCCACCUAUCAGUGCCAUAUAUGAGUGCUGCUUUUCAGUGCCCAUCAGUGAUGCCUGUCAAUGCUCAUCAGUGCCACCUACCAGUGCCUCCUCAUCAGUGCCCAUCAGUGCCACCUAUCAGUGCCCAUCACUGCAGCCUCAUUAGCACAUAUCAGUGAAGGAGAAAAAUCACUUAUUUACAAAAUUUUAUAACAAAAACUAAGAAAAAACAAUUUUUUUCAAAAUUUUCAGUUGUUUUUGGUUUGUUAAGCAAAAAAAUAA
Staurois parvus is the source of this 616-nucleotide messenger RNA. The record is from the annotation of a GenBank genome assembly. Lineage: Eukaryota; Metazoa; Chordata; Amphibia; Anura; Ranidae.